This is a messenger RNA of Prunus armeniaca (apricot), 3300 nucleotides long. The record is from the annotation of a GenBank genome assembly. NCBI's taxonomy places the organism in Eukaryota, Viridiplantae, Streptophyta, Magnoliopsida, Rosales, Rosaceae.
AUGAAACCAAUUCUCAGCACUCAUCUCUACUCUUCCUUGUUUCUGCACAUGAUCGUUGUCACCAUAUUCGUCGUCGGAGAUUCGCCACCUAUCUAUAAGCCAGUCGAAGAUAUCACCGUCAAUUGUGGCUCUUCCGGCAACAUAUUCAAUGCAUAUGAUAACCGAAGUUGGAGUGGAGAUAUCAACUCAAAAUUUUCACCCCUUGAACCCCAAGCAGUUGGCAACACAUCCAUAGUCAAAGAAGCACCUCAUUCGUACAAGGUCCAACAAGUGCCUUACAUCACAGCGAGGCUUUCUCAGUCUGAAUUUACCUACAAAUUUUUUAACCUUACCCCCGGCCAAAAGUUCAUUCGUCUGUAUUUCUACCCAGCUUCAUACCCCGACUUUGAUCCCUCCAAAGCCCUCUUCUCUGUCAAAGCCGGUGGUUUUACCCUUCUCCACGACUUCAAUGCGUCAGUCACUGCUGCUGCUUCUGGGCCGGACAAGGAGACGGUAUACAGAGAAUUCUGUAUGAACAUUGGGGAGGAAGAAGAAGAACAGAGUAUAAGCAUCACGUUCACUCCGAGCAGCGCAAUCACAGAUGCGCAUGCGUUUAUCAACGGAAUUGAAAUUGUGUCCAUGCCUACCAACCUUUACUACACUGCACGUGAAGGUACACAGGGGAUUCAAUUUGUAGGCCCUGAAAACUAUUACAGUAUCGAAAACAGCUCUGCUCUGGAGAUGGUGUACCGAAUCAACGUGGGUGGAAGCGGAGUCUCUUUCGGCCAAGACACUGGCAUGUACCGCUGUUGGGACAGUGCAGAAGACGAGCGAGGGUACUUGGAUGAGUUAAGUCUUAAUCAUAGCAUUUUACCACAAAAUUCUAGUAUUCAAUUCCGUUUUACCAAAACACCAGAGUACUCUGCUCCAAAACAAGUUUACCAAACCGCUCGAGCAAUGGGCAAAAACACAACCAUAAACAAGAGCUACAACCUUACAUGGCAAUUUCCUGUUGAUUCCAAUUUUCAUUACCUAGUUAGGCUUCAUUUUUGUGAGUUUCAACCUGAAGUUAUGGUAAUGGGACAUCAAGUGUUUCUAAUUUACAUGGAUAAUCUAGAGGCUGAAAAAUAUGCGGACAUAAUCAAGUGGGCUGGUGGGAAUGGGAUUCCAACAUACAGAGACUACUUGGUGUUCAUACAGCCUACAGGCUCCGCUGGAAGCAAGAAGAAAGUGAAUCUCAUCAUUGCACUGCAGGUAAAGCCAGAUGGUUUUGGUACUAUAAUCAGCGAUGCAAUGUUGAAUGGUCUGGAAAUCUUCAAACUCAACAACUCAGACGGCAAUCUCGCGGGACCCAACCCCGAUCCACCUCUAUACAUUCCGGUCGAUACUAUCACCGUUCAAUGCGGCUAUUCCGGCCAUCUGGUCAACCAGGAUGACGGCCGAUAUUGGACUGGAGACAUAAAUUCAAAAUUUUCACCCUUUGAAGUACCCCAAGCUGCAAGUUACACAUCCCUCGUAAGAGACGCACCUCCGUCGUCCUCCUUUGCCAGCAGAGUUGUGCCGUACAACAGAUCACGGCUGUCUCGCUCUGAAUUUACAUAUACAUUUCUACUCACCACCGGCCAAAAGUUCAUUCGUCUGUAUUUCAACCCUGUUUCAUAUGGUACAGACUUCGACCGCUCCAAUGCAGUCUUCUCCGUCAAAGCUGGUGACUUUACCCUUCUCCACAACUUCAACACUUCUUUCACUGCCGAAGCUUCGGGGACGGAGACGAUAUACAGAGAAUUCUGUGUAAGCAUUGAGGAGGGAGAGGAGAGUUUGUACAUCACAUUCACUCCAAGCAGGGCAAGCCCAAAUGCAUAUGCCUUUAUCAACGGCAUUGAUAUUUUAUCCAUGCCCAGCAAUCUUUACUACACUCCAGCUCACAGCGAUGGGGUUCGCUUUGUUGGCACCGAAAUGACCUACCGCAUUGAAAACAGGACUGUUCUAGAGUUGCUCUACCGAUUGAAUGUCGGGGGAUCCUCACUUCUUCCCAAGAAAGAUACUGGCAUGUACCGCAAAUGGGAUAGUUAUGUUGAGGAGCAAAGUUACUUAGACACUUCAAGUUUAAGUUUGAGCCACGUUCUGCAAAACAAAACUAGUAUUGAACUCAACUUUACCACAAUUGCAAAGUACACUGCGCCAAAAGAAGUUUACCAGAGCGGUCGGUCAGUGGGUGCGGACACUAAUCUCACCUGGCAAUUUCCAGUGGAUUCCAAGUUUUUUUACUUGGUUAGGCUUCAUUUUUGUGAGUUUCAACCUGAAAUCACCGAGGUUAGAGACCGAAUUUUUACAAUUCGAAUGACCAAUCUAAUCGCUGAACAAGGAGCAGCAGACAUAAUUGAAUGGAGUGGUGGAAACGGGAGACCAGUGUACAGAGACUAUUUGGUCGCCAUGCCUACCGACCUUGGUGGAACCCGGAAGAAAGUUAACCUCUCUCUCGCACUGCAAGCAAAUCCAAAUGCUGGAAUCUUGAAUGGGCUCGAAAUCUUCAAGCUAAGUGACUCAAAUGGCAAUCUUGUUGGACCCACCGAUUUGCUACCGUCAAGUUCAGUAAAACACAACACCAAGUCCAAUCGUAUACUUGCCAUUGCUGCCGGUGUAGCUUUUGGCCUACUUGUGCUCGCUGUCCUUUUUGGAUUCCUGAUUUUCAGGCGACGACUGAAAGCCAAGUCCUUUGUCUCCAUCCACGGGCCGACCAAGUCAACAGAGACUCGCGGGUCAUCUUUACCCCCUUAUUUAUGUCGUUACUUUCCACUGGCUGAGAUCAAAUCCGCCACCCAAAACUUCAAUGAUAGUUUCAUCAUUGGAGUUGGCGGGUUCGGGAACGUGUACAAAGGCUAUAUCGACGACGGUGGGGCUACCCCUGUAGCUAUCAAACGGCUGAAACCAGAGUCAUCACAGGGUGCCCAUGAGUUCAAGACGGAAAUCGAGCUGCUCUCCCAGCUCCGCCACCGCCAUUUAGUGUCUCUCAUUGGAUAUUGUGCAGACGACAAUGAGAUGAUCUUGGUGUACGAUUACAUGGCACGUGGGACCCUCGCCGACCAUCUCUACCACAAGGAUAACCCGCCUCUUUCUUGGGAGCAACGGCUUCAAAUUUGUAUUGGCGUGGCACGAGGGUUGAGCUACCUUCAUACCGGUGCCAAGGGCACCAUCAUCCACCGUGACGUGAAGAGCACAAACAUUUUACUGGAUGAGAAAUGGGUGGCCAAAGUAUCGGACUUUGGAUUGUCAAAAUGGGCACUACCAACACGUCCAAGACUCACAUUAGUACAAUGGUGA